Messenger RNA from Haliotis rufescens (red abalone), 1738 nucleotides. Its product is annotated as putative nuclease HARBI1. The coding region runs from base 192 to 1232 and encodes 346 amino acids. Lineage: Eukaryota; Metazoa; Mollusca; Gastropoda; Lepetellida; Haliotidae. The transcript has 4 exons. The record is from RefSeq and is a predicted model, not a curated record.
ACCUGGGCCCCGAUCCACAAAGCCUUCGUAGCGCUACGAACAUCGUAAAACCCGUCGUAACUUUAUGACAAAAAUCUUAAGCGAUCCACAAAGCUAUCUUAGUGAAAAUAUCUCGUAAAGUUAAGAGAAAAAUUAUGAGUGGUCAGUACCUAUCGUAAAUCAAGCAUUUCUGUCGUAACUUUAGUAUAAAGAUGGCGGCAUAUUUUUUGCUUGGCAUAGUAGAAGAAAAAGCAACACGAUCACGACCAAGGGUGUUUCGAGACCGAACUCGAAUACUUGACACGCUCGAUGAUGACAGCAUAAUCCGGCGCUACCGGCUACCACGUCAUGCCAUAUUUAAACUUAUAGACUUACUGAAACCAUAUCUUGCUUCCGAAACAGAGCGUUCACAUGCAUUGUCCCCGGAAACACAGGUUUUGAUUGCCCUCAGGUUUUAUAGUAAGGGGUCUUUUUUCACUGAACUAGCAGACUUGCAUGGGGUAUCCCAGUCCACUGUGUCACGGGUGUUUACCCGUACAAAUGAAGCCAUUGUCAAACAACUAAAACUGAUUUCGUUCCCAAAGGCAACAUCCGACCAACGUGUCACGAAGGAAGCAUUUUAUAACAUUAGCAGAUUUCCAAAAGUGCUUGGUUGUAUAGAUGGCACCCUCAUACCUAUCAUGCGACCCACCGGGGAUGAAGAAGCGGUUUACGUUUGCAGGAAGGGCUUCCAUGCCGUAAACGUACAAGCUGUCUGUGACGCAGAACUAAGGUUUACAAGUGUGGUUUCCAAGUGGCCUGGUUCAACUCAUGAUUCGUUCAUGCUACAAAACAGCAAGAUUGGGCAGUAUAUGGAGACUGCUGGGAAUGACGGAUGGCUGCUAGGCGAUUCAGGAUAUGCAUGUCGCCCAUGGCUGCUUACGCCAAUAGUUAACCCUACAACACCGUCUGAGGAACGUUACAACACUGCACACUGCAGAACACGCAACACUGUGGAGAGGGCCUUUGGACUCCUUAAAUCCAGGUUCAGGUGCCUACAUAAAUCAGGUGGCUGCCUGCCAUUCACCCCCCCAAAAUGCCAUCAAGUUGUGUAUGCAACCUGUCAGCUGCAUAACUUCUGCAUCAGCCUAAGAUUGCCAGCUCCUCCUACACAAGAAGACCUGCUCCAAGAAGAUGGGAUAGCUUACCUGGGACCUCUCAAUGACGGCCUCAAAGUCCGACAAGCUGUCGUCAAUAACUGUUUCUCUAAAUGAUUGUAUGAUUAAGAUAAACGACUUUUUGUAACCGAUGAUAAAUGACAACAGAAGCUACAUUAUCAGUAUGAAUUUUUAUAUUUGGGAAAAUUAAUCAAAGUUUAAAGGAACUGAAUAACUGGUGAUACAUUCAGUUGACCAGAGUGGCCAGCUUCCAGAGAAAUGAUGUAGGCCAAUUUCUGUUCUUCCACAUGUAAUCUCUUUUUUUCGACCUCAAGAAGCUCUUUCAGCACAUUCAGUUUCUCCCUCUCUAUGUUCAGAAUGUUAUCUUUGUCUGAAAGAAAUUUUCAUUUUACAUAACACAAGUCUCACAGCAACAGUUAUGUCUCGUCCAUCUUCAUACAAACUUUAUCAAAACAAACAUCAGGGUUUCUUGAGUAAAUUACAUUUUUUCUCUUUCUAUCAUUUCAAAUUUGAUGUAUUGCUGUACAUACCACUGAGAGUCUUUGUGGCCUUAACAUGUGAAACUGCAUCAACUGUAUUAAAGAAACAAAUCAUUUAACUGA